Molecule: messenger RNA, 1194 nt
Organism: Eufriesea mexicana
Lineage: Eukaryota; Metazoa; Arthropoda; Insecta; Hymenoptera; Apidae
Gene: nAChRalpha4
Product: nicotinic acetylcholine receptor alpha4
Exons: 8
Coding region: 1-1194 (397 amino acids)
Biological process (GO): monoatomic ion transmembrane transport
Cellular component (GO): membrane
Molecular function (GO): extracellular ligand-gated monoatomic ion channel activity; transmembrane signaling receptor activity
Source: RefSeq, a predicted model, not a curated record
AUGGAAAUUAACGUAGCCUUCGAUGUCGAUCUGAGGCAUAUGGACGAGAAAUUGGGAAGCAAUGUCGUGGACGUAGGAGUCGACCUCUCCGAAUUCUACAUGUCGGUAGAAUGGGAUAUUUUAGAAGUACCUGCAGUACGAAACGAAAAGUUUUACACUUGCUGCGACGAGCCGUACCUGGAUAUUACAUUUAAUAUAACAAUGCGAAGAAAGACACUUUUCUACACUGUGAAUAUAAUUAUUCCGUGUAUGGGAAUUUCCUUUCUUACGGUACUGACGUUCUACCUACCCAGCGACAGCGGGGAAAAGGUCACGCUCUCCAUUUCCAUUCUCAUCAGUCUUCACGUGUUUUUCCUGCUGGUCGUUGAGAUCAUUCCACCUACGUCGCUGGUCGUGCCGCUGCUUGGAAAGUACCUGAUAUUCGCCAUGGUACUCGUUUCGAUAAGUAUAUCCGUGACAGUUCUCGUGCUGAACGUUCACUUCCGGUCGCCACAGACUCACAAAAUGUCUCCUUGGAUGAAGAGGGUUUUUAUCCAUAUUCUUCCACGCUUAUUGGCUAUGCGAAGGCCUCAGUAUAAAUUCGAAACAAAUAGAUAUAGUUCUGGCAGAGUAUUAAUGAGGACAGUCAGAGGAAAGGAGAAGACCUGUUAUUAUCCUUAUCGUCCAUCUACCCAAGAAGAUAGCGAAGAACACCUAACGCCCAAACGAUUUCAUAGUCGUGCUGCAUCGAAAGAAGACCUUUCACCUUCCAGCCUCGCUGAUGGCGCAAGGUUUGGCGGAAGUUGCCUAAUCCAUGGACCACCGUUACCACCGCUGCCUCUUCACACGGAGUGCGAGGAACUCUCCGUGGCUGGCGAAGCAACGAUCGAAGAGGUGAAAAGUCCGGUGCUACGAAGUCCGCCAGCUUUUUCCCAUUCGCGCUGCCCCCCCGAAAUCCACAAAUCCUGCAUUUGUGUGCGUUUCAUCGCGGAACACACGAAAAUGCUCGAAGACUCCACUAAGGUGAAAGAAGACUGGAAAUACAUGGCAAUGGUCUUAGACAGACUGUUCCUUUGGAUCUUCACAUUGGCGGUGCUGACUGGCACAGCUGCGAUCAUCUUGCAGGCACCUACCCUCUACGACGACCGAGUACCAAUUGAUAAAAAAUUAAGCGAAUUCACAACCACGACGGUAGUAAAGUACCCGCCACAAUAG